UCGCUGAGGUCGCCGAAGCAUGAGGGUGACAGGAACGCUGCUGCUGCUGGGGCUGGCCGGCUGGGCCGCCGCCACCGAGGUCAUCUGCUACUGGGGUGCCUGGAGCACGUACCGAAAUGGAAACGGCAAGGUAACCGUCGACGAUCUGGAUCCCACCAAGUGCAGCAUUUACAUCUAUUCAUUCGCCAAACUGAAUCCAAGCAGCUACGUGAUGGAGCCUUACGAUACUUGGCUUGACAUUAGCCUGCAGGGCUACGCGAAAUUCGUAGCGAUGAAGCAGCAGAACGCGGCGCUGAAGGUACUCAUCGCGCUCGGCGGCUGGAACGACUCGCUCGGCUCCAAGUACUCCACCAUGCUGGCCAGCCCAGCACUGCGCGCCAACUUCAUCAGCAAGGCGGUGGAGUUUCUGCAGCAGUACGGCUUCGACGGCCUGGACCUGGACUACGAGUACCCGUCGGCAGCCGACCGAGUCAACUUCGCCGCCUGGGUGACGGAGCUGCGCGCGGCGCUCCAGCCGCUCGGCCUGCUGCUCACCGCCGCCGUGUCGGCCAGCGACGGGCGCGUCGCUGCCGGCUACGACGUGCCGACGCUGGCCGCCGGGCUGGACUUCAUCAACGUGAUGACGUACGACUUCCACGGCAGCUGGGAGGCGGCCGUGGCCGACCACCACUCGGCCCUGGCUCCGCGACCCAGUGACGCCGGCAGCGGCCUCGACACGCAGUCAGGCAUGGCCGCCUGGCUGAGCCGCGGCGCGCCGGCCGCUAAGCUGGCCAUGGGCGUGCCGCUGUACGGUCGCAGCUGGCGGGUGCCCGGCGCCAGCAAGACGCCACCGGUGGCCGCCAGCGGUGCCGGCGUCAGCGGCGUCUACACCGGCGAGGCCGGGUCGCUCUCCUACCUGGAGAUCUGCGAGAAGGUGAACUCUGGCUGGACGGUGGUGCAGGAUGCCACCGGAAAGAUGGGACCGUAUGCCUACUCCGGAGACCAGUGGGUCGGCUACGACGACGUGGCGAUGGUGGCCACCAAGACCCAGUACGCCGUCAACCAAGGGUUCGGCGGCGUCAUGGUGUGGGACGUCAGCUCAGAAGACGUCCGGAACGUUUGCGGAGGUGGCGCAUGGCCCCUCAUGUCUGCAAUCCAGGCCAAUCUUGGCUCCACUGGAACCACCGCCGCCACCACGGCUGGGACCACCGCCGCCACCUCGGCUGGAACCACCGCCGCCACCACAGCUGGAACCACUCCUGCUACCUCUGCUGGAACAACCGCUGCCACCAGCACCGCGGGAACAACUGCCACUUCUGCUCCCGGAGCAUUUACGUGUCCUCAGCCGAAUGGCUUAUUUGCUGACCCAUUGGACUGUCAGAGCUAUUACAACUGUGGAUGGGGCGUCCCGCACCAUACCACCUGUCCUUCCGGCACUCUGUUCGACCCGGCCAUGAGCAACUGCAACUGGGCCAACCUGGUCAGCUGCUCGACGUCGCCUGGAGGAUCGACUGCUGCCAGCACCAGCGGCACGGCCAGCACCGCUGCCUCCACGACCACCUCCGCACCCUCCGGGCCCUUCACGUGCCCCUCACCCACUGGGCACUUCGCCGACCCGGCCGACUGUCACAGCUACUACAACUGCUGGAUGGGCACAGCGUACCACUUCACGUGCGCGCCCGGCACCAGCUGGUCACAGGCCAUCGUGGCCUGCGACUGGUCUUCCGUCACCGGCUGCUACUGACGUCCGGGCGGCGCCCUGUCGCACGACAGCUGGCCUCCUGGUGUACUACAUCAUCUAGCGGCGUCCUCGGCCGUGUUUUGAGGCCCUUGUCUACAGCUUUAGUAGUUCGAUGCACUCUGAUUGAUGCAGUCUGCUUUGACACGUUGUGUGAUUGCUCCGACACCUGUCGAUGGUUGAAAAAAGCGGUAGUGGCUUGCUUGAAUAAAUUCAUUUAUAUUGGAAGCUAAGACCUAAAACGAUAACACAGUUAUGAAGAAAUACUCACUCCCUGCUAAUGGCAGGUGUGCAAUUGAUAGCAUAACUGCGUGGUGAAUAUACAUAAAAUG
This is a messenger RNA of Pollicipes pollicipes, 2049 nucleotides long. RefSeq names its product acidic mammalian chitinase. Gene Ontology annotation, biological process: chitin catabolic process; carbohydrate metabolic process. The record is from RefSeq and is a predicted model, not a curated record. NCBI's taxonomy places the organism in Eukaryota, Metazoa, Arthropoda, Thecostraca, Pollicipedomorpha, Pollicipedidae. The coding region runs from base 20 to 1723 and encodes 567 amino acids. Gene Ontology annotation, molecular function: chitin binding; chitinase activity. Gene Ontology annotation, cellular component: extracellular region. The transcript is spliced from 8 exons.